This is a messenger RNA of Olea europaea var. sylvestris, 1927 nucleotides long. RefSeq names its product glucan endo-1,3-beta-glucosidase 14-like. NCBI's taxonomy places the organism in Eukaryota, Viridiplantae, Streptophyta, Magnoliopsida, Lamiales, Oleaceae. The transcript has 3 exons. Gene Ontology annotation, molecular function: hydrolase activity, hydrolyzing O-glycosyl compounds. Gene Ontology annotation, biological process: carbohydrate metabolic process. The coding region runs from base 106 to 1332 and encodes 408 amino acids. Gene Ontology annotation, cellular component: plasma membrane. The record is from RefSeq and is a predicted model, not a curated record.
ACUAUCUGGCCUUUUAAAUAUGAAUUCCCAGCUGCAAACACCAAUAUCUCUUACUUCCCACAUCUUUUUAUUCCCCACUCUCAAACGUGAACUGGUACAUACACUAUGGAAACACUCCAAAACAGGAUUUCCACCUUAUAUGUUCUUCUCAGAUUGUUUCUAACUUUAUCAGUUUUUUCUUUUCAAAGAGAAGUAGAAUCACUCGGCAUUAAUUAUGGUCAAAUCGGCAACAAUUUACCGCCGCCGGAUAAAGUUCUUCAUCUCUUGCAAUCCCUUAACCUAACGAAAGCCAGAAUUUACGACACAAAUCCUCAAAUUCUAAAGACAUUUGCAAACUCCAACAUUGAAAUCAUAGUAACAGUCGAAAACGAAAUGCUAUCCACAUUAAUGGAUCCGCAAGCAGCACUACAAUGGGUAUCUGUACGCAUAAAGCCUUAUUUUCCGGCAACAAGAAUCACCGGAAUCGCCGUCGGGAACGAGGUUUUCACCGGCGACGACACGGUACUAAUGGCUUACCUCGUCCAAGCCAUGGUCAGCAUUCAUGCAGCAUUAGUCCGAUUAGGACUUGAUCAGUACAUUCAAGUUUCGACCCCAAAUUCUUUAGCAGUGCUAUCAGAAUCAUACCCGCCGUCAGCAGGAUGUUUCCGGCAAGACCUCAAUGGAAUAGUGCCGGAACUUUUACAGUUUUUGGCGACUACAAAAGUGCCAUUUUGGAUCAACGUUUACCCUUAUUUUGCUUACAAAAAUGAUCCAGAUGGCGUUUCUUUAGACUAUGUACUGUUCAACCCUAAUUCAGGCAUGAUUGAUCCUUACACCAAUCUACAAUACGACAACAUGCUAUAUGCUCAAGUGGAUGCAGUAAUAUUUGCACUUGGGAAAAUGGGUUUUGGCGGGUUAGAAGUCGGGGUAUCGGAAACCGGCUGGCCGUCCAAAGGUGAUCCGGAUGAAAGUGGCGCCACCGUGGAGAAUGCAGCGAUUUAUAACCGGAAUUUGCUGAAAAGACAGGUGAAAAAUGAAGGGACGCCCUUAAGGCCGAAAAGGAGACUUGAAAUUUAUGUUUUUGCUUUGUUUAACGAAGACAUGAAGCCUGGACAGACUUCAGAGAGGAAUUAUGGUUUAUUUCAACCUGAUGGAACCAUGGCAUACAACGUAGGAUUCGACACAUUGUCAACUACAUCAAAUCCCUCGGCUUCGAUUUCACUAGAUUCCAGUGGCAUCCAGGUAAAACAAAGGGGAUACAUGAAAAGCUUCCAUUGCUCAGUUUGCUCUAUACUUCUUUAUUUGCUGGCUUUCCAACUUUUCAUGACAAGGGCAGUGCUAAGCAACUUGUAAACAUCACUUUUUGGCACGAGCAAUAGAGUCUUCUUUCGGUCCUUUUGGCACUUCUUGCACGAACAUUUGCUGAUCGACACACACGCCAUACUCCUCUAAAGCAUGUUUUUCUUUAUUUACAUUUUUCCGUUUCGUUGAUCAUCUCCCAAAGAGCUGAAAACAAAUAUAAUUAAAUUCAGAAAUAAUAAUAGAAUCAGACAAUCUUUUGAUGUGAAGAUUCAAGAGAUUUGAAGAUUUUUGAAUGUUUAUCAAUCUAUGGACAUGCAAUGGGAAUCUUGCCGAAUUGAUGAAAGAAAACCCAAGUGAUUCCCGUUUUAGCGUGCACAAAAGGGGAACAACUCAAACCGUGAGAAGGAGAGUAUGAGAGCAAUACGAGAUUUUUCGGACAUGAAAGAUUAGCCUAUCAUUUAAUUUCUAGUAAUAGAAAGUUAGGCCUAAUUAUUUAAUUUCUAGCAAUGUAACAGAUAAAAUUUGUUGUCCCUAUGUAUAUAGAAGAUUAAUUAGUUGAUAGACUGCCUUUCUCUUUGUAAACCAUGUUCAAAUUUCAAUAUUGAAAUGAAGGAAACAGUUAUUAUUCUUGCCCAAUUUGGUUGCA